GGCUCCAAUGGCGCAGGCGGCGGCCCCGGGGCCGGCCGUAAUCCAGCUGUAGACGGUCCCGGCCUCGCCGGCGCGCGACGGCACGUCCCUGCAUUGAUAAGGGAAGAAACGAUCCUUAUCUCGCGCAUCUCAAAUCUCAACUGGUCUCAAAGAAAAAAGGAGAAACAAUUUUCAACAAGUUGUGCAGUGAAAACGCAAAACCUGCAUAGAUAAUAAGGGAAGAAACGAUCCUUAUCUCGGCGAACCCGGCUGAUUAGCCUAAUCACCGUCCGAUCCCGGGAUACUCGAAACCAAACCCUCGCCAACGCCGGCACGCCGCCGCCCACGGGCCACGGGCCACGGCCCCCGUCCGGGUAUAAGUACACGUCAUCCUCGUCCACCGAAUAGCUCGUCCAAACGGAUGAGCCAAUCCAAGGACGCCGCGCCGAGUCCAACUCGGAGGGCGACCUCCAAAUAGCCAGGGAGAGAUCUCCCUAUCCGCCCCGCCACCGUACGCGGCGAAUCCGCGAUGCUCCUCCUCCCGGCCGCCGGAGCCCGCGACGCCACCGCCUGCCCCCUCGGCCUCCAGACCCUAAUCGCCGCCGACUCCGACGCCCCCACCUCCUCCUCGUCCUCCCCGUGGGGCGGCAACGUGGCCACGCGCACGAUCGCCGCCUCGGCCCGCGCGGUGCGUUGCCUCGCCAGCGCCAGCGGCGGCGGCGUGGGGGAUGGCUGCGACGGGAGGGAGGGGGAGGAGGGGGGCGGGUGCUGGGUGUCUUACGGGUGGCGGCGGCGCCCGCGGCGCCUGCCGCCGCCGAUCCCGUCGCUCCGGCCGCUGGCGCGGGAGCGCACCGCCGACGGCCGCCUCGUGAUCUCGCGGGAGGGGGCCGCGCACCGCGUCGGCGCCAGGAAGGUCGAGGACCGCCGCCUCGUGCUGGAGCUCGUCGACGAGCGCGACGGCGGCGCGGCGGCGCCCGCGCACCAGCAGCGUCCGCGGCGGUGGUCGCAUCCGCUGGACGGGCAUCAGGAAGCCAAGCCUGCGGCGGGCGAGGAGGCCGCCGCGCGGGCGCCGGCGGCGUCCCCGGUCCCGGCCGAGGCGUGCUUCGAGGGCGCGAUCCGCGCGGCGUCGCGGCGCGGGAUGCGGAUGAGCUUGCCUAGGAUGGUGCAUUGAGAGGAAUGAAUCUCAUGUCUUGCAAGCUUGCAAGCAUGCAGCUGUCGCAUGCGCCUCGAGCAAAAUUUUGCGGCCGUAGGAACAAUUUUGUAGUCACCGGAGAGGACGGAAUUCUUGUAGUCGCCGUCGUCGUCGAAUUCGUAGGUGCGAUCAAUACCGGAUUAUAGCGAGAGAAUCAUAGCAGUGUCCAUCAAUUUUGAUUGGUGGUGAGGAGUGUGCCAAGAAAUUCUCUUUUUACUGGUUGCGGCUGGAUUAUUUCCGGCGAAGAGACAUGGAUACCUGGGAUAUGGCACGAGAAGGGUUUAAGAAACUCUUGGAUCCUAAUGUGCCAUAGAUUCUGCACAAGGACAAAUAAUCCCAGAACCCAACGGCUUGAAUGUGCUGAUAUGGAUACGACUUUGAUGAGAUGGAGAUGUGAAACCCCAAAUGCUCUUCGAGUCUUCGUUACUGCAUAGUUAUUGUGAAUUUUGCAGCUGGUACUCUGCAUGGAUAUGGUGGUAAUGAAAUGCGCUGGUUGUUGUUUCCCACUGGGUAUGUCAAUGUAAAUUUGAAGUCGACGUUGCCGUUGCAAAUGAGUUGGACUAAAAUGUA
Messenger RNA from Panicum hallii, 1741 nucleotides. RefSeq lists its product as uncharacterized. Bases 509 to 1150 code for a protein of 213 amino acids. The transcript has a single exon. Lineage: Eukaryota; Viridiplantae; Streptophyta; Magnoliopsida; Poales; Poaceae. The record is from RefSeq and is a predicted model, not a curated record.